UGCACAUCAGGCUUACUAUAGUUUCAGUACUCUUUUUAGAUUUAAGUGUAUGCAUCUGUCCUAGAAAUUUGUAUGAGUUUUAAACUUGAUCAUAGAUCCUUUAUUUAUACACCAUAUUAUUGUGAGGAAAAUAUAUGGCAAUUAUGCAAAGGAAUUUUUACAUCUACACUAUGUAAUAAAGAUAAUGACAUCUCAUACUAUGUUGUAUUUAUUACAAAUAACUUAAAACAGGUUCCAAUAUGGACUAUGACAUGUGCCAAAAAUAAUGAUAUUGUGAUCUGGGAUUAUCAUGUGAUACUAGUAAACCUAGUCUUAUAUUAUCAAAGUGAUAAUUCAAGCAAAGUAUACGAUUUUGAUACAACCUUAGAGUUUGGGUGUAAUUUGGAGGAAUAUUUUCAGAAAGCCUUGAAAAAUGAAAACAAUUUCCCUGAUAAAUACAAACGAAAAUAUCGGAUCAUUCCCGGCAAAGUUUAUUUGGACCACUUUGCUUCGGAUAGAAGCCACAUGAAAGAUGGUUUAGGUAACUUCUUAAAACCGCCACCGAGUUAUUCCCCCAUAUUCACAACAACGUCCGCCAACAAUCUUUUCCGCUACCUGGACGUUUCUCCUUCGUCAAAUAAUAGCGAACGUUCCUUACCUGAGAACGAUUUCGAGAGCCUCCGUGAUUCGUCGAUCGAAGCGCCGAUUUACGGGAAAGUUCUGGAUCAUCAAGAAUUUCUUCGAUUUUGCCACGUGACGGAAUGAAAAUGAAUAUUACGGAGAAAUUUUGCCGGAUAUUUAAAAAAAAUAUAUAUAUAUUACCCUCUUUUCUAAACCUACAUUUUUAACUUUAAGUAUUGAAGUGUUUAUCAAUGAAUGUUGACAACGCUAGAUGCGAAGUUAGAUUAAAUGAGUACAGCAUAUGAUUUGUGUCAAUCAAUGUCUUGAUUUAAAUAUUAUUAUUACCAUAUGAAAGAUUUAUUAUGUUUAUAUUCAAGAAAACCGACAGUCCCUAAAAAAAGAGAAAUAAUAUGUUAUAAUC
Gordionus sp. m RMFG-2023 is the source of this 1021-nucleotide messenger RNA. RefSeq names its product protein N-terminal glutamine amidohydrolase-like. The record is from RefSeq and is a predicted model, not a curated record. Gene Ontology annotation, molecular function: protein-N-terminal glutamine amidohydrolase activity; protein-N-terminal asparagine amidohydrolase activity. Bases 73 to 744 code for a protein of 223 amino acids. Gene Ontology annotation, cellular component: cytosol; nucleus. NCBI's taxonomy places the organism in Eukaryota, Metazoa, Nematomorpha, Gordioida, Chordodea, Parachordodidae. The transcript is spliced from 6 exons.